GUUGGUGUGCGAGACGCCGGCACCAAGUGGCAGCGACUCGGACAUCUGAGCUGCCACCGCCGAGACGGGCCCGCCAGGCAGAGACAACCAAUAUGCAUUUCCAAGGCUUUUGGCUAUGUUUGGGUCUUCUAUUCACCUCAAUUAAUGCAGAAUCUGUGGAUGAUGGUGUUGAGUUGGAAGACUUUGAUGAAAAGUCAGAAGAGAUUGAUGGGAAUGAAGGUGAAUACUCCUCCGAGAUUACAUAUAAGACACCGCAACCUUUAGGAGAGGUCUACUUUGCUGAAACGUUUGAUAGUGGGAAGCUGGCUGGGUGGGUCUUAUCGAAAGCAAAGAAAGAUGGCAUAGAAGACGAGGAGAUGUCCAUCUAUGAUGGAAGAUGGGAAAUAGAAGAACUGAAAGAGAACCGAGUGCCUGGUGACAGAGGACUGGUGCUGAAGUCACGAGCCAAGCACCAUGCAAUAUCUGCUAUAUUAGCAAAACCCUUUAUUUUUGCCGAUGAACCUUUGAUAGUUCAAUAUGAAGUGAAUUUUCAAGACGGUAUUGACUGUGGCGGUGCAUACAUUAAACUCCUAGCAGACACUGACGAUUUGAAUCUGGAAAACUUUUAUGAUAAAACAUCUUACACCAUUAUGUUUGGACCAGAUAAGUGUGGCGAAGAUUAUAAACUUCAUUUUAUCUUCAGACAUAAACAUCCCCAGACUGGAGUUUUUGAAGAGAAGCAUGCCAGGCCUCCAGAGACGGACCUUAAAAAGUUCUUCACAGACAAGAAGACUCACCUCUAUACCCUUGUGAUGAAUCCAGAUGACACGUUUGAGAUAUUAAUUGAUCAAAUAGUCGUGAAUAAGGGGAGCCUGCUAGAAGACGUGGUUCCACCUAUUAAUCCCCCCAAAGAAAUUGAAGACCCCAUGGACAAGAAACCUCACGACUGGGACGACAGAGCCAAAAUCCCCGACCCCAAGGCCGUCAAGCCAGAUGACUGGGAUGAAAGUGAACCUGCCCAAAUAGAAGACACAAGUGUGACUAAACCGGAGGGCUGGCUUGACGACGAGCCGGAGAACAUUCCAGACCCGAAGGCGGAGAAGCCUGACGACUGGAACGAGGACAUGGACGGCCUGUGGGAGGCGCCUCUCAUCGCCAACCCGGCGUGUCACAUUGGGUGUGGUGAGUGGAAACCGCCCAUGAUAGACAACCCAGAGUACAAAGGAAUCUGGACGCCUCCCCUGGUGGACAACCCGAGCUACCAGGGAGUGUGGAGCCCUCGGAAGAUCCCCAACCCAGACUAUUUCGAAGACGACCAUCCGUUUCUUCUCACUGCUUUCCGGGCCCUUGGUUUAGAGCUGUGGUCGAUGACCUCCGAUAUCUACUUUGAUAACUUUAUUAUCUGUUCCGAAAGAGAAGUGGCAGAUCGUUGGGCCAUGGAUGGCUGGGGAGUGAAGAGGAGGAUCGCUCAUGCAAAUGAGCCCGGCGUGCUGAAGCAGUUGGUGGCCGCUGCCGAGGACCGCCCGUGGCUGUGGCUCAUUUACUUGGUGACAACGGGACUUCCUGUCGUCCUCAUCACUCUGUUCUGCUGGCCCAGAAAGGUCAAGAAAAAAUACGAAGAGGUCGAGUAUAAGAAAGUGGACACCUGCAGGCCACAGACCAAGGGCGCCCUGGAGCAGGAGGUGACGGAGGUGGGAGAGGAGAAGGCCGACCUGGAGAAGCCGGAGGACUUGGAAGAGGACAGAAAGCCAAGGGAUGGAGAAGCUGUUGAACAAGAAGAGGAAGGUGAACCUGAGGAAAAGAGUGAAGAGGAAAUUGAAAUCAUAGAGGGACAAGAAGAAGGCAAUAAGUCAAACAAGUCUGGAUCAGAGGAUGAGAUGAAAGAAGCCGAUGAGAGCACAGGAUCUGGAGACGGGCCGGUGAAGACGGUUCGGAAGAGAAGGGUGCGGAAGGAGUAAGCGACGGCGAGUAUUCCCACUCGGGGAGCGCAGCGGGCCAGCCCCACAAAGCCCGGGCGGCCGAACCUGACUCCCCACCCCACCCAGCGUGUUUCUAACUCAGAGCAACUCAACUCAGACAUUUAUUUUAGGAAAAGAAAACCUCUGAAGUUCCCAGGUACUUUGCUUUUAGAAUAAAAGAGACGCGUUACCAAUCAGAUUUCAAUGACUGCUGUCAUUAGGAGUUCCCCAG
Messenger RNA from Sorex fumeus (smoky shrew), 2169 nucleotides. It is a transcript of the gene CLGN, whose product is annotated as calmegin. Gene Ontology annotation, cellular component: endoplasmic reticulum; endoplasmic reticulum membrane. Gene Ontology annotation, molecular function: calcium ion binding. Gene Ontology annotation, biological process: protein folding. Lineage: Eukaryota; Metazoa; Chordata; Mammalia; Eulipotyphla; Soricidae. The transcript has 15 exons. The record is from RefSeq and is a predicted model, not a curated record. The coding region runs from base 93 to 1937 and encodes 614 amino acids.